AUGAGUAUUGUUCAGAGGAUAGCUGCUGCUUUUAGCACCGCUGCUGCAAGUGAACAUUUAUGUUUCAACGAAGUGGGGACACAAUGGCUUCGGAACAGCGAUAAUGGGAUGCAGUACUGGGUCAGGUUUGCCCCCAGCCUCCUGAGCAAGCCGGAGAAGGGCGACACUGCCCCAAACGACGACCCCUUGGGGAAACACGAACCGGAAUUGCUCGUCACGGAGGAUCUAGACGGCUCUCAGGAGUUCAAAGUCGUGUUGAACAAGUUCCCAGUGAUGCAAAACCACGCUUUGCUCGUCACAAACGUCUUCAAGGACCAGUCGUCGCGCCUGACACCGCAGGAUCUGUCCACAUCGUAUGCGCUGAUACGUGACAUGAACGCAGCGUGGCCCGGCAAGAACCAUUUGGUUAUUUACAAUUCAGGGCCGCAGAGUGGGUCCUCUCAAAGACACAAACACUUGCAACUGUUGGAGUUCCCGCAGAACUUCACACCGUUCCAAGAUGAACUGUGCAGCGGCGAAACACACUUCGUACCUGACACAGAGCACGACCCCUUGCAAGAUCGCAAAGUGUCCUUUGCACAUUUCGUAGUACCGCUCCCGGAUUCGGACGGCGAUGUAUCGGCUGAACUCCUAGAAUCGUGCUACUUUACGCUUCUACAGAAAGUUUUGACCUUCUUCCAACAAGACCUCGAGGUAAGUUACAACGUGUUACUCACCAGGAAAUGGCUUUGUCUAGUGCCAAGAUCCAAUAUUAGAGCAAGAUCGUUACAAGUAGGGUUCAACUCCAUUGGGUACGCAGGACUUGUUCUCGUUAAAAAGAGGGAGAUCUUCGACGAGGUCCGCUCGAACCCAAACGUCAUCGACAGACUACUAUUGGAAUGCGGGUUCCCAAAUACCACCACGUAG
Huiozyma naganishii CBS 8797 is the source of this 906-nucleotide messenger RNA. It is a transcript of the gene APA1, whose product is annotated as bifunctional AP-4-A phosphorylase/ADP sulfurylase. The transcript has a single exon. The record is from RefSeq and is a predicted model, not a curated record. Gene Ontology annotation, molecular function: ATP:ADP adenylyltransferase activity; ATP binding. The coding region runs from base 1 to 906 and encodes 301 amino acids. Gene Ontology annotation, biological process: nucleotide metabolic process. Lineage: Eukaryota; Fungi; Ascomycota; Saccharomycetes; Saccharomycetales; Saccharomycetaceae.